CUCAUUUGAAAAAAAAGGUGCAAGAAUCAGCCGGGUCAAACUUGGUCCAGCAGAAGACGACACAUACAGAGUUAGUAAUUCUGCUCAAGCAGAAUGCGCCGGGGGAACUUUGUACGUCAAUACUAUGGUAAAUGCUUCUAAUCCCAUGGCGCUUGGUUGACAUUCUUGGAUUAUAUCAAAACGCAUUAGUGGCUAUUGUUUGAAUCUGAUCUGAUGCAGCUUAUGCAGAAAUGAGGCGGUGACUGCUGUGGGCAACUGAUGCAAACGAUGGCGCAGGCACGGAGGGAUAACGGAACAUUUUCUACGACGAACUGUUUUUGUGAGAAUGGCUAUCCUGUUAUUCCUGAUGUAGUCAAACGAUAAAUUGAUAAAAAUACCAAUAUCAGGAGUAACGAACUAAAAGGAUAUUGUCUCAUGCUUUAAAAUCAAACUCGAUAUAAUGGGUUUGUGCUGAUGAAAUAUUACACAGACGCAUAUGCUGGCAUCGUUCCUUUCGACCCGCGUAUCGCACGGUGACGCCCUUUUGACCGGAAUAGGGUUUAACGUCUGCUGUCGUUGGAUUAAGAUUCUCGACUUAAUUUAAAAGGAAUACGGGUGGUGUAGGUCAAAAUACCGGAGUGCCAAAGUCAUGUUUUCUUCCAUUCCAUAGAUGACCAGCACUAGCGAAUAUGGAAAGAUAUGAUGGAUGUGAAUACGUUGACAUUCUCGUUCUGAAGACAAUACAAAGUAAGCCCAAACCAUAUGAACCCACAGCUUCCGGUUCUGAACUUCCAGUGGAAUAAGUUUGAUUCAUGCAAGAUUGAUGUGAUUGAAGCAGUUGAUCACCAGUUCAGUAAGAGCUAAUAACGCAGGAUAUUUAACUAAAGUGAUGGCGUGCAUGACUAAUCGUGAAAACUUCAGCAACAACACAGAAAGCAAUGCUAGCGGAAACGACGUCACAGAUCACGUGAUAGCUACUGCAGAAAAUGUAGUCAUCACGUGUUUGGCGCUUGUGAUAAUCAUUGGGACUGUUUCAGGGAAUAUUAUGGUUGUGAUAGCUGUCCUGACAGAGCGAAGGCUCAGGAAGGUUGGCAACUCGUUUAUUGUCAGUUUGGCUGUGAGUGAUCUGUUGGUAGGUUUGGUUGUGACGCCAUUCGCGAUUGCCUACCAGCUGAUGGGGACGUGGCAGCUCGGUUCGUCCCUCUGCGACAUGUGGGUGUCUUUAGAUGUGAUAUCUUGUACUGCGAGUAUUAUGAACUUGUGUGUGAUCAGUUUCGACCGAUAUAACGCCAUUACGCAGCCAUUGCAAUACGCCAGGAAGAGGACAGCGCGCCGUGCCGCCAUUAUGAUCCUGGUAGCCUGGUUGUACUCAGUGAUCAUUGCUCUACCUCCGUUGUUAGGUUGGCGAGAGCAACGCAAUCCUGAUUACUACGAAUGCAUGAUAAGUCAGGACAAAGGGUAUACCAUAUAUUCGACUGUGGGUGCUUUCUACCUCCCACUUUUCGUUAUGAUCUAUUUGUACGGGAGGGUGUUCAGAGCGACUCUGAAGCGGAAGCGCGAAUGGGUCCCGGGGCCGGGCUCGAGUCAGGUUAGCGUCAGGAUACACAAAGUCAAAGUAGAAGAGACUUCGGUUAUGCUGUCUAACGCCGACACGUUGCAUGAGCCCCGGAGGCGCCAUAGCCACCGCUCGAGUCUGUCGUUAAGUAGAACGUUAAGUCAGUCUCCCAAGGACAAAUCAGUGGAACGGCAGCUUCGUAAAUACAGCAACUGUACGCAUCUGGGGUACCGUUUGAUGCAAAAUGGCGACACUGUACGUGAGGCGCCGGAAACAGCAGAAGAACCACGGACAGCGAUUGCGUAUUCGGCGCCAAUUGAUGAUGGUAAUCAUGGUAGUGACGAUUCAAAAGAAGCAGACAUUCCACUUCAUACAUUUAAAGUUGGCAAUACGAGUUCUGAUGAGGAUGCAAAAUGUCCCGAGCAACCUCGCAUCAUUAUAAACGGUGAAGCAAACAAAAACAAUAACUUGACUGAUUUAAAUGAAGAUUCGCCUGAAGUUGUGAAGCUGCGCAAGGCAGCCAUCGCCAUUCGCUCAUAUUCUAAUAGUUUUCCUCGGAGACAGUCAUCGUUGCUCGGCUCAUUCCGAUGGCGGCGUAAUAAGGACGAUGAUGGCGAUGGGAGUUUGAGUAACGAAUCUUGUGAUAACGAGCCAACAUUCCUUAAACUUAAAGUCAGACGCUUGGUUCCAAAGCGAAAGAAACGGAUAUCGGUGCCUCAGGAGAAACGCGCCGCGAAGACAUUAGGGAUCAUAAUGGGGUGUUUCAUUGUGUGUUGGUUGCCCUUCUUUGUGAUAGCUGUACUACUUCCAUUUUGUCCCUCUUGUAACGUGCCGCAGCCACUUCAUAACUCCUUCACCUGGUUAGGAUAUUGUAACUCUGCCCUCAAUCCGAUCAUAUACACAUUUUUUAAUCAGGACUUCCGCAAUGCAUUCCGGAAAUUAAUAUUCUGGCGUCGCUGUGCAUGCUGGGAAGACUGUCCGAAGAUUGGCUGUUGCCGAAACUGUUAUAGUUACCCUAGCUGCACAACAGUAAGGUCUUUAUAGUCUGUAAUCAACAGCUAACCCUUUGAGAGCCAGGACACCAUUUUCUAUCAUCGACAUUGUAACUCAAAUCGUCCGCAGGCGCGGCUGUCUCCACGAUUCAAGCAUAAUCGCAUUCAGGUCAGAAACCUACCCAUUGGCGGAGAGUUUGGUUGCAGAAGCCCGUCGGUGUCUCCAACUAUAAAAUGCGCCUCAAAACCAACUUUUUUACAGACUCUUCGGUUAAUUCUAUCCUGUCCGCCGCUAUCCAAUGGAUUGUUUUAUUUAGGCCUAUUAUUGUGUUCCCUGUAGUGUUGUAAUGUAAAAAUCUUACGUAUUGUAUGAAACUAUUGUACAGUGCUUAGAAUGUUCUAUUAUUUUGCAACUUUUAACUAAUUAUUGAUAAUUUAUUUUAUCUACAAAGUAUUUGAUGGGUUUGAUACUGAUUGCAGUCGCAGCGAUUACCAAUUCAUGUCGCAGGCACUUGCGAUGACCACCGCGAACGUUUUUUGUAGCAUGUGAUCAUGAUCCCGAUCGCAGCGACAGAAAUCGCUCGUUUGCGGGGCGCUCUACUGCACUCAGCCGGGCGAUUAAAUCGUGAGCGAUUGAAUUGUUCCAGUGGAAAACUCGCUCCAAAUAAUAUGAUCUCCUGUGUGAGUUGGGUGUCAGGGAAAGAUAUCGGCGCUAUUUCUUGCUCACAAGACACAUUUAUUUUUGUAUAAAUCGGCAAGUAUAGGUUGUUGUCAUGGCUAACCUUUGCUUGAUCUGUGAGUGAGGGUGUUUUACCAUGAUGACAUAAUGGUAUCAAAGACUUUUUGGAAACAUUAGAGCAAUACACUAUACGAUCAUGUGUAACGUUUUUGGUUGCUCCACAUACAUUUCAGUGUUUCGAUAACAAUAGACAGCUGGACAGAGCAUGACUUUUCUGGGGAAACGCAGAAAAACGUGUCAACUUGUCUUUCAGAUUUCCUGGUGACAAUGAAGGAAAAACAAUCAGAAACGGACACUAAAAUGUAUUACUCCGACCUAGAACGGAAAACACCAUAAUCACUCAGUUCAGCUGGUAGUGACACAGACGCCGCAUCUCGGCAGGUUCCUUAUUUCAACUCGCGUAUCGUAGAUUGUAUUUCUGUAUUGCGGAACAACGUGAAGAGCAAAGGCGUGAAAUCCACUUGUACUGCUCAAACGAACAAUCACUGUCAAAUGUUUUAAAUGUAUAUAUUGUACCAUUGUAUCAAAAUAAUAAAACGCGUGCCCAAAGGCAGUUGUAUCACAGAAGUGACUUUUUAUGUACGAUAUGAAAUGAAUAGAAUAUCCAUAGGUUGUA
Messenger RNA from Lineus longissimus, 3881 nucleotides. Its product is annotated as 5-hydroxytryptamine receptor 1A-like. Gene Ontology annotation, molecular function: G protein-coupled receptor activity. Lineage: Eukaryota; Metazoa; Nemertea; Pilidiophora; Heteronemertea; Lineidae. Gene Ontology annotation, cellular component: plasma membrane. Bases 869 to 2578 code for a protein of 569 amino acids. Gene Ontology annotation, biological process: adenylate cyclase-activating adrenergic receptor signaling pathway. The record is from RefSeq and is a predicted model, not a curated record. The transcript is spliced from 2 exons.